GGUAAGUACCUACUACCUAGUACCUAAUUGCUGUGCUUCUUUCAAUCAAAUUAUUUGCCAACACAGUAUUAGAGCACAUAGACUGCGAAAGACUAGCAAAGACGGUGAACAAACGAAGUGUGAUACUUACAAACUUCAUGCUCAGUAAUUUAGUGGAGGCGACAGCACAACUACUUUCUAAUACCACACUGUUGACGACCUUACUAUUAGAAGGACUACCGCUGAAGAUACCAUAUUUAAAUCCCUUGUGUGAGGCUCUAUUAACAAAUAGUUCUUUACAACAUCUACACUUGCCACGAUGUCUCAUUGGGGACGCCGGCUGCUUGGCUAUCUGUAAAUCUAUUAAGUGUCUACCUAACAUUCUGACUCUGGAUCUGUCAGGAUGCGAUCUGACGCCUUUAGGAGCUGGAUAUAUCGCGGAUUUAGUUAAGUACCAAAAGAUCCACAGAUACAGUGAGAACUGGACACAUACACUUCGGUACCGACUGCCUGAACUAGACGCGAUGGCAGGUUUACGGAGAAUCACAUUGUGUGCCAACCCUCAACUAGGAGAUAUUGGAGUUUGCAAAUUACUCGACGUCCUUUCGGAUGAUUUGUGGAUUAAAGCGUUGGACGUUCAAAUGUGCGGUAUAACGGAGAAUACAUCGGCCGCUAUCCAACAGAUGAUGUCGUCAAACAAGACUCUUGUAGUAUUAGAUAUAAGGAACAAUCCAGAUGUGACCAGUGAAUCACUUUCCAAAGUUCGCUCGCUGCUCAGGGAAAACGAAAGGGGGAUGGAAGGGAAGUUUUCGUGGCUUGCUAGCAGUGGAUCUUCUAGUGAAAAGUUCAUGAAAUCCGUGACAUCCAGGUGAGUAUGAUUUAAUUACACUGUAAUAAACUUUAACGUAGUUAAAAUACAUUUUUGAUUGGAUGCGAUAAGCUAGACUGAGUUAUUUGAGUGAUGAGUAAGAGACCUAUGUACGAAAACGGGCUUCUAAA
Spodoptera exigua (beet armyworm) is the source of this 978-nucleotide messenger RNA. Lineage: Eukaryota; Metazoa; Arthropoda; Insecta; Lepidoptera; Noctuidae. The record is from the annotation of a GenBank genome assembly.